CGGGGCGCGCACUCGGGCCGGCCCGGGCCCCAGCAUGGCCGAGCCGCUGCUCAGGAAAACCUUCUCCCGCCUGCGGGGCCGAGAGAAACUUCCCCGGAAAAAGUCGGACACGAAGGAGCGCGGCCGGCCAGCCCAGCGCCCAGAGCCCAGCCCUCCAGAGUCAGAGCUCCAGGCCCCCGAGGGGUCCCAGGCUGGAGCAGAAGGGCCCCCAAGCCCUGAGGCCUCUCCAAGCCCGGCUCGGGGGGCCUACCUGCAGAGCCUGGAGCCCAGCAGCCGCCGAUGGGUGCUGGGCGGGGCCAAGCCACCUGAGGAGGCUGCUUUGGGGCCCGGAGCACCUGGCAGCGGGGAGCCUGCUGGCGAGAUCUGGUACAACCCUAUCCCUGAGGAAGACCCCAGGCCCCCCGCACCUGAGCCCCUGGGGCCACAGCCAGGCUCAGCUGAGCCAGAGGGCCCGGCCUCCCAAGGCGCAGCCCCCACGAGCCCCCCAACGAAAGCCUCUCGCACCAAGUCCCCCGGCCCAGCCAGGCGCCUCUCCAUGAAGAUGAAGAAGCUGCCGGAGCUGCGGCGCCGCCUCAGCCUGCGGGGCCCCCGGGCUGGCCGAGAGCGCGAGAGGCCCGCCCCCGCGGGCUCCGUCAUCAGCCGUUACCACCUGGACAGCAGCGUGGGAAGACCCGGGCGGGCGGCGGUGGCUGGGGGCGCGCGGGGCCUGCGGGCUGGGUACCUCAGUGACGGCGACUCACCGGAGCGGCCCGCGGGGCCCCCGUCGCCCACUGCCUUCCGUCCCUAUGAGGUGGGCCCAUCCGCCCGGGCGCCCCCCGCCGCACUCUGGGGCCGCCUCAGCCUGCACCUGUAUGGCCUGGGGGGACUGCGGCCAGCGCCCGGGGCAACCCCCAGAGACCUCUGCUGCCUGCUGCAGGUGGAUGGGGUGGCCCGGGCCCGAACAGGGCCACUGCGUGGGGGGCCAGACUUCCUGCGGCUGGACCACACCUUCCACCUGGAACUCGAGGCUGCCCAGCUGCUGCGGGCCCUGGUGCUGGCGUGGGACCCAGGCGUGCGGCGGCACCGGCCCUGUGCCCAGGGCACCGUGCUGCUGCCCACGGUCUUCCGAGGAUGCCAGGCCCAGCAGCUGGCCGUGCGCCUGGAGCCCCAGGGGCUGCUGUAUGCCAAGCUGACCCUGUCAGAGCAGCAAGAAACACCGGGCACAGCUGAGCCCCGAGUCUUCGGGCUCCCCCUGCCGCUGCUGGUGGAGCGGGAGCGGUCCCCAGGCCAAGUGCCCCUCAUCAUCCAGAAGUGUGUUGGGCAGAUCGAGCGCCGAGGACUGCGGGUCGUGGGGCUGUACCGUCUGUGCGGCUCGGCGGCCAUGAAGAAAGCGCUGCGUGAUGCCUUUGAGCGAGACAGUGCGGCUGUCUGCCUCUCUGAGGACCUGUACCCCGACAUCAACGUUAUCACUGGCAUCCUCAAGGAUUAUCUUCGGGAGCUUCCCACUCCUCUCAUCACCCAGCCCCUCUACCAGGUGGUACUGGAGGCCAUGGCCCGCAGGCCUCCCUGCAGGGCUCCCCCCAGCACUGGGGACACCCGUGGGCUCCUCAGCUGCCUGCCAGAUGUGGAAAGGGCCACGCUGACGCUUCUCCUGGACCACCUGCGCCUUGUCUCCUCCUUCCACGCCCACAACCGCAUGACCCCGCAGAACCUGGCCGUGUGCUUCGGUCCCGUGCUGCUGCCGGCUCGCCAGGCCCCCGCCAGGCCCCGCAUCCGCAGCUCCGGCUCGGGCCUCACCAACGCAGUGGACUUCAAGCGGCACAUCGAAGUGCUGCACUACCUGCUGCAGGCCUGGCCAGAUCCCUGCAGGGCCCCGGAAGCUCCGCACCUCGCCCCGUACCUGCGGCCCAAACGGCAGCCGCCGCUGACCUUACCGCUAGCAGGCCCUGAAGUGGUGACGCGGCCCCGCAGCCGAGGCGGCCCCGAGAGCCCCCCGAGCAACCGCUACGCCGGCGACUGGAGUGUGUGCGGGCGGGACUUCCUGCCCUGCGGGCGGGACUUCCUAUCCGCGCCAGACUACGACCACGUGACGGAGAGCGAUAGCGAAGACGAGGACGAGGAGGGUGGCGAGCGCACGGGCCCUGACGACUUCGAAGACGACUUCGAGGCGCCCUUCAACCCGCACCUGAACCUCAAAGACUUCGACGCCCUCAUCCUGGACCUGGAGCGAGAGCUCUCCAAGCAGAUCAACGUGUGCCUCUGAGCGGGGCGGG
Ceratotherium simum simum (southern white rhinoceros) is the source of this 2252-nucleotide messenger RNA. RefSeq names its product synapse defective Rho GTPase activating protein 1 (gene SYDE1). Gene Ontology annotation, cellular component: synaptic membrane. Gene Ontology annotation, biological process: regulation of Ras protein signal transduction; signal transduction; cell migration. NCBI's taxonomy places the organism in Eukaryota, Metazoa, Chordata, Mammalia, Perissodactyla, Rhinocerotidae. Gene Ontology annotation, molecular function: GTPase activator activity. The record is from RefSeq and is a predicted model, not a curated record.